UGAGGGCCCUAAGCAGUAAUAACAUUGAGGGAGGCGACCCCCCCAUCCUACUCGGGAGGUGCAGUAUGGACGGGGAUAUGAAGAGGAAACGUGGACACAGCUGCGGAGAUCGUGAGCGGUGUUGCACGUUGAUGUUAAUCGCCCGGCUAUGUUGAUUAUGAUUUGAAUCGGAGUUGACAUUCGACGCACCCAAAUGCUGUGUGUGGGUGGGUGGAGGUUUCUUGCUGCUCGCAAUCCCCUUGAGUUGCUUGGGGCCCCUUUUGCUUGCUCGGUGCUGCUCGCGCUGCGCGGGUGCGCGCUGUUUGACUCGCGAGCUGAUUAGGACGACUUCGGUGGCGUGGAGAGGAGAGGCCUCCAGACCAAACAGCUGUUGUUGCCGGACAGCAGCAGCAGCAGCAGGCCGGUCUCUCCACUUGCUGCUGGAUCCCCAUCCUGGGGACAACAAAAGACGCAAAUUGUCCGCUGGAAGGACACGUGGUUUGCGUCUUCUGAACUGGUAGAGGCGACCUUCCGGCCAGACCCUGUUGGACUCCUCCUGGACCAGCCAGAGGGAGAGGCAGGGAGGAGGAGUGAAGGACGGUCGGCAUUACGAUGGGCGACAGCUCGGGCGAGUACGACUACCUCAUCAAGAUGCUGUCGUUGGGCGACUCGGGCGUUGGCAAGACCAGCGUCCUGGGCUGCUACGUCGAUGGCAAAUUUUCCACAAAGUUCAUCUCGACCGUGGGAAUCGAUUUCCGCGAGAAGCGCGUGAUCUUUAAUCCCGGCGGGAAGGAGGGCCCGGCCGGGGAUGGCCUGAAGAUUCACCUGCAACUGUGGGACACCGCUGGGCAGGAGAGAUUCCGGAGUUUGACCAACGCGUUCUUCCGCGACGCCAUGGGGUUCUUUGUGUUCUUUGACAUCACGGACGAGCAGAGCUUUGUGAACGUGCGUCACUGGAUGGCUGCAGCACCACGCGUACUGCCCCAGCCCGGACGUGGUGCUGUGCGGAAACAAGGCCGACCUGACGGAGCAGCGUGCCGUCGGCGAGGACGACGCGCUGUCGCUCGCGAGCGAGUACGGAAACUUGACCCACUGCUGCACCGAGAUACGGAGUCAAACCGGCGACCUCAGUGCGCUGACCAUCGCACCACGGCAGCGCUCUGGAUGCCGUACGUGGAGACGAGCGCGGCGACGGGGGAGAACGUGGCACGCGCCGUCGAGCUGCUGCUGGAGCGCGUGAUGCGUCGCGUGCAGCUCGGCCACGAGCACGCCUGGAUCCCCGACUGGGCCGUGGGGGCGGCUCCCCCGAAACCCCGGAGGUCGCUCUCGCACGACGGAGGCGAGGGGGCGGGCAGCAGCUCGUGCGGAUGCUGACAAGGGGGGUGCGGGGGAACUCACCGCGUGGUGGCCGACGAACCCCCCCCUGGCGCAUCUCCCGAGACGCGCCAGGGGGGGGGGGGGGUCGUUCGCUCCCCGUAGCCCCGUGGAGGAAUCAUCGGGGGGGGGGGUGCCCCUCUAAUCGUGCUCGUGUCAACAGAAAGGGGAUACUUUAUUAGCUGCUCAAUCGAGGGGGGUCAGCUGCUCCGUGCCCACGUGAUCGCUCCCACGUGCUUUUGAGUGAUAAGAACAGGCGGCACGUUAUGCGUCUUGACCCCCCCCCCACCACCCCCAAUUCUCAGAAUCCUCAAUCUUUAUUUAUUGCUGGAGGAAUUCAAUGAGAUAUCUUUUUUCACAGAUGUCCAGUAAGAGAGGGGACGUGGUGGUCAGAAAGUUACAACGAACAAUUACAAAAGCACGCCCGGAGUGCAAAUUAUAGCUGAAACCAAUUUUAUUUUUCGAUUUAAAGCUUUCAUAUUCUAGGUUCUUUCGGUUAAGUCAGGUAGAAGGGAAAUAAUAAAAUAAAAAUCGAACGUAAUAAAAAUUCACGACCUUUCAAUCGCAACGCAAGCAAUCUUCAUCAGGUGUGAAAACUACAGCAAUAAUUUUUUAGCCGAAGUAAUUUAUUGGUUUAUUUUUAUUAUUUCAUUAUUUCCCUUCCACGUGACUUUACCAAAAGAACCAAGAAUAUAAAAAAAAUGUGUAACCUCAUUCGCAUCAAUUUUUCAUUCAAGCCCCAUUACCCCGGACGAGGGACUUUUGAUUGUCAGCUGUUGCCUCUAUCGGUACUCUUUGCGUUAUGGGACUGUUUGCGUUCUACGUAUCCGCAAAUGUUUUAAAAAUCCUGGCAGACGUUGGGGACGUUACCCAAUUAAUCAAACGUGUAUUUUGUUUUUACGCCAUUGUGCGUGUAGCUCAAACACUGUCCAACCUCCCCCCCCCCCCCCACCCCGUCUCUCUCAUGGGGAAGCUUGGGCAGUCACUCAGGCGUGUGUACAACGACGAGAGACGAUGACGUCAGCCCCCACCCUCAUUCUCUUUGGGGGGAGGGGGGGGGAUGCUGGGAUAUGAAUGUGAAUUUCGCACCACACAUUAUUGGUUUGCACCGCCCCCCAUUCUAAAGAGAGCAGGGGAAUACCGGAUGAAAAAAAUCGCGAAAAAAAAUCGGCGAGCAGCCUUGGAAGCAUGACUCUCACCACGUGAUUGUUCAUCUCGGCAGCCACCCAGGGCUCGAACCCAGAUCCUUUGCAUCGUGCCCAGACGCCGGGAGAGGCGUUCAUCCGCGUGCUUGCAGCUGCCAGCGAGCUUAAGGUUCCGUGCCGUUCCAUCAAAUCGAGUUCGUUUAUGAAGUCAAUUUUUUUAGGGCCGCUGGCCACGAUUAGGCAAAAAAAACUUGAGCCGACUUUUUUUACUCCAGGCAAGUGGAGCACAAGGGCUGAGUAAUAAGUACAUUCGUAUUUCACGCCGUUAUUAUUAUCACAGCACAAGUCGAACACGCGCGCUCAGCGUAUCGCAGGAUGGUAUCGCCUGCAGCAGUUUCACAGUAGGGGGAGGGGGUGGGAGUAGCUCUAAGAUUCCCAGUUGGCUGUCUUUUUAGAAUAAAAUCGGGGUGUUUUUUGACAAAUGUUUACUGCAAAGUGAAUGGCGUACAGUAUUUUUUGUAUAUGUACCGCAACUUCUUUUACACCAUACACAGCCAACCACGCUCAUCUGGAGGUGUGGGGAUAAUAAAAACACAAUAAGCAGUUUUAAA
Messenger RNA from Petromyzon marinus (sea lamprey), 3109 nucleotides. NCBI's taxonomy places the organism in Eukaryota, Metazoa, Chordata, Hyperoartia, Petromyzontiformes, Petromyzontidae. The record is from RefSeq and is a predicted model, not a curated record.